CAGAGUUCAGAGAUAAAGCGUGAUCCGAGACACACACAGCUCAUUUGUCCUGCACAACAUGGAUGGUACACUAAAGGUCUUGCUGCUAGCCGCCCUGAUUCUGCUGGUUUCUGUCCAGGCGUCUAAGUACGAAAGCUUGCCUGAUGGAAUACGAAAACACGUUGACAAAGCUCUGAAUAAUGUGCGAAAUACGUAUGAAGGUCAUCAUGUUGCUUAUGAAUCACUUAUAGGUACUCCAAGGCCUAUGGAGAAAAGCUUGCAUAUAAAUGUCCUUUUCACGGUCAAAAAAUGUGAGAGUAAUCCUCACAACAUGGAUGAAUGUGUUCCACAAAGUAAAACAUUGUACCGGAUUGACUGCCUUCUGUGUAAGACAAAAGACAAUGAAGAGCUGCUGGAUUGUGCCAAAUGGUUGGAGGUCAAAAAUAAUAAGCGUGAUGCCCAUCGAGGUAAAUGUAGCGGAUUUUUGCCCGGAAGUCACAUACUUGCCCAGAAAACUGAGGACUCUCAGAAGAUGGGUGGAUGUCCCGGGUGUAUGUGAAGCUGCACAAAUAACAACGGCCAAAUUCUACCAAUAUAUAAGUGAAAUUUAAGCAAAAUUUGAGUUCAGUGCUUUAAUAGUUCAUAAAGUUAGAGGAAAAUGAUGAUGGACCUACUCUAAAAAUGUUGGGUGGCCAAAUAAAAUGUGGAUCUGUAAACACUA
This is a messenger RNA of Hemibagrus wyckioides, 700 nucleotides long. RefSeq names its product cystatin-like protein. The transcript has 4 exons. Bases 59 to 538 code for a protein of 159 amino acids. The record is from RefSeq and is a predicted model, not a curated record. NCBI's taxonomy places the organism in Eukaryota, Metazoa, Chordata, Actinopteri, Siluriformes, Bagridae.